AUGCCACUGAGGAAUGAGAUGCAGUUCGAAAAGCUAGUUGAUGAAGCUACAGUAAAAAAGGAUUUCCGAUCCUUAGAACAAUUUCUGGCCACAGAAGAAUGUGAAAAUGUCUCUCAUAAAUGCAGCAAACAGUUUGUCAACAAACUGGACAAGCUUCUGUGUUGGGCACUUGACAAACAAGAAGUCAAAAUCAUUUCUACUUUACUAAAUGCUGUUCAGAAAUGUGGGGAAAAAAUCGUCAUAGCAGGAGAAGAUGGGCUCCCAGCAAUGAUAAAACACGGUCUUGUUGGAAGGAUGGUCAAUUGGUUUGAAAAGUUAAAAGGAAUUUUAGUCCUCAGAGGAAAUGAAGAUAAUGAAAUGCUUACAAAUCUGGCUGAAGAUUUCUUCAUCAUGUUGCUGGUUGUGUGUGAUAGCAGACCUGAAGGUAAAAUGCAAAUACUAGAGAACUUUGUUCUGAGAACAUGUUCCCUCAUCACUGAUACAAGAAUUAAUAUUUAUGUUCAGCAGGAGGUAAUAAAAAAACUAAAUGCAUUGCUUGACAAGAUGCCUCGAGAUGCCAGGAAAAAGAUGCUUUCUACAAAGGAGAUGUUACUUGUCAUGGGUGAAAUGGGGAGGACGAUUUUGGAUGCUGGAGACUAUGACAUGCAAGCGGCCAUCACAGAAGCUCUGUGCAGAAUGGUGUCAGAGAAGCAAAGGGGACUUCUGGCCUCCCAGUGGUUUCCCAUGGAGUUUGUGUCCACUGCAUUUAAAGGAAUUAAAGAUUCGGAGUUUGAGACAGAUUGCAGAAAAUUUCUUAACCAGGUGAAUGGCAUGCUUGGAGACAAAAGGAGGGUUUUUACAUUCCCAUGUUUAUCAGCAGUUCUUGAUAAGUAUGAGCUGCAGAUACCAUUGGAUGAAAACCUGGAAGAGUUUUGGAUUGAUUUCAACAUUGGCAGCAAAAGUAUUUCCUUCUAUGUGGCAGCAGAUGAUGCAGAUCUUCAGUGGGAAACAGUUAUUAUACGAGAUGAUGAUGUCAGCAUGUACAGCCUGGAAGAAAAAGAUUCAAAGAAAUUAUUAACAAUUGAUCUAAAAAGGCCAAUGAUUGUGGGCACUAUUGAAGGAGGGAAAGUUCUUUUAUAUUUUGAUUCUAUCUUGGAAAUCAAAGAUGUGACCAUAAAGAUUUAUGGAUUUCAUAAAUGUAAGGAUUUCAGCAAGAAGCAGUCUGCAUCAGUAGCCAAAACAACUGUCCACGUUGUCUUUGAUGAAAGUGGAUCACAGGUUCUGCUACCAGAAAGUCUGUUGUCACCAGGUUUGAAAGGAAAAUCUGGAGAGGAGGAGAAACUCAGUAAAUACAAAACUCAGCAACCUCCUGGUAGUUUGAGGACUCAGAGUAAAAACAACAGCCAAGAAAAACUCAGAGGUGAUUCCUCCAAGGUAACUCCAUCCCGUAAAAGGAAAGUGUCUGAAGCAAGUGUGCUUAUUCCUAGAACUACAAGUGUGUCCACAAGGAGUCCACUGUCUUUUGUCAGCACAUCCACUCCUUUUAAAGGGAGAUAUAAAUUGCCUUUGGAAAUGACCAGGUCUACUAAGAUGUCUGACAAUGAUGCAAUAAAUGAGAGCAGAACAAAGAAUUUCCAUCAGGAACCUCCUGGAAGUGGGCAGAGAUGCACAGUAGACAAUGAAUUUUGUGAAACAGACCAGAUCAAGAAAUCAGGUACCAGGCAAAAAUACAUGGGAAGGUACUGGAACAGCACUUCCAUGAAAUGAGAAAAAGGAAGAAUGUUUGAAGAAGUCUCAAAAAUUGUACAAGAGGCCACAGAAAAGCAAACUUUGGAUGAAGUAUUAGAUAUUGUUCCUGAUUCUCAGCCAGUUGGGAGAAGUAACAAACCUUUGCUGCCUGGUCUUUUGGAGACUUCUUUUGAUAAAACUGAAACAUGGAAAAAAAGAACAUUCCCUCUUCCUGAGCAGGAUAUAACAACUGAGGACAAGCAAAAGCCAAAUCCAUCACUGGCACAUGUAUCCCAUCCAGGUGAUGGUCACACUUGUGAUACCAUUCUCAGUGGAGAGUGUGUUGAUCAUUUGGAACAGAAAUCGUUAAAUACAGAAGGGAAAAAUAUUGAAAUUACUGAACGGUUUAAAACAUUUCUUUCAGCCGGAGUGUCUGACACAUCUUUGCAUUCUGAUCUUGCACAAGAGGACCCUGAUGUUCUCCUCAGAAAAGAGACUGCAAAUCCAAAACAGUCAAAGACAAAACCAAAGUCUAAAGAAAUGGCAGAUACAGCCAAAUCACUGAUCAGUAAAAUCAGUGACAGAUACAGAGACAAGAGCAGUGAGAAGAGCAAAGCAAGAGAUUCCCUGUGCUUUAACAGGACACAUUUAAAUAAAUCCUGGAUCUCCAAGGAAGAAGUUCAGGACAGGACCACAAAAACUGCUUCUUUCCUCAAUAUAACUACUAGUCAUGUUCUGGAUGAUGCCUACAACUUUAACAUCAGCGGGUUUGAUGGGCCUACAAUCAAGCUUGGCAUCCAAGAAUUGCAUGUGACUGAACUGAGUGUUCAUUCAGAGAUAAACAAAAAAGGGAACACAACCAUCAGUAAAUCCAGCACAGAAGGGAAGGGAGGAAAAAAGACUAGAAACAAUAGAGACAAGAAGCAUCUCUUUAGUGAUUCAGACACAGAAAACAAAGGGGAUGACAACAAGACAGAGAUUAGCUGGCUGGAGGAAUCCAAGAGGAAACCUAAAGCCCGGAUAAUCGACUACAGUAGAAGUAAAAAAUCAGGGAAACAAAUGAGCACAAACAAAACAGCAGAUAAAUCCUCUAAACCUGCUUACCACAUGGAUAAAGCUAAAGACAAAAAUACAAAUAAGAAAAAGAUAAACAAAUAUAAACCACAGAAUUCAAAAACAGAUGAAAUGAUAGUAAAAUCCACCAGAAUAAAACUCCCUCGAAGAGCAGCAGCAACAAAAAAUUACAAAGAGCCUUCUAGUUCUGAGUCUGAGAUUGAAGAAAACAUUCCAACAUGCACCUUUAAGGAGGAGAAAUCCAAAAUACAGAAACAUAUUAAUGGGGCAGACAAGGAUUACAAGUUGCCAAAGGUUCUGCAGAUUGUACCUGUGGAGCCAAAGAGAGUGGAUAGCUAUGUGCAGAAAGCACUGGUCAAAUCCAGGAAUUCUGCAGAGCAGAAAGAAGUGGAAAUGCCUUCAGCUGAGAGCCCUGCCUCCAUUGAGACAAUAAGAUGUGCUGAGAGAGUGUCAGGAGAUGUCAGUCCAGAGCACAGCUCCAGUGAGAGGUUGAGUCUGCAGGACUCAAUACCAGAAGACAGGGAAAUGCUAAACUCUGAAAAAGGAAGCUCUCCCAAUAAUUUCUGUCCACAAAACAAGAGUAUGGAAAGUCUGGAUGUAAUUCAGAGCCCUGAGAGAGGAGUUACAAAGUUGACAUUUGGAAGGAAAAGCUUCUCACCAGUUUUAACUGAAGAAUCUUUGCUCAGCUUAACCACGUUUAAAACUGUCAGUGGCAAAAAUUCCAAGGGAACCGCUGAAGAAGCCUGUAAGAAUGAAGAUUCAAGUUUCCAAUGUUGCUUUUCAGACACGUUUUCUGUUAAAGGAAAGCUUCAGGAUAUCACUAAACCUGUCCCCAAAAAUAAGGAAGAGGAUUGUGUAGCACCAUCCCCAUUGUGUGCUUCCAGCAGGAGUAGAGUACAGCCUUGGACUAAAGAACCUUAUUCCCUCAUGAAUGAGUCAGGACCAAGCGUACAGACAUUCUUCAAACGAACUUAUCACAGUUCCACAGAAAGCAGCUCUGACGAGGCAGAAACAAGCAAAGAGGAGAAAAAGAAAGGAAGGAGAAGAAAAAGUUUACAGCCCAAAAAAUUAUUUAAAACAGAUGAUGAUGCUGCUUACAGAGUGUCUGAAAGUAUCUCCACUCAAUCUGUAAAUGACCUGUCUGGUUUGGAUGGGGAAUUCUGGGGGCCUGAUUGCUCAACCAUCAGCAUUUGUCAACAGCUCCAGAAAGAAUUUACCAAGAAAAUUGAGAACCGCUCCCGGAAAAUGGAUAAUUUUAAUAAGCAAACACUGAAAGCUGCCCAUGAGCAUUUGGCAACAGUGAGUUACCAACUCCAUGAAUGCAGGAUCAGGCAGUUGGACAAAUUUCAUUUUACUCUCACUGAGGAACUUGAGAAGUUUGAAAAGGACUCUCAGUCCCUGAAGAUCAUGGAAAAAGAAUUCUCGACCUUUUGGAAAAAGCAUUCCCACACUUUUAGUACGUACAUGAAGAAUGAGCAGCAGAGAAUUCAGAUUCUGAAAACUUCCUUUGAAAAGAAUAUCUACCAUUCUGUUGACUAUGAAGAAGAUGUUUUUACUUCAGAGAUGCAUCUGUUGAAAGAAGACAUAAAAGGACUCCAAGAGAAAUUUCUGAAAGAAACGCAAGAAGAGGAGCUGUGUAACGUUCGCAGGGGAUUGCAGACCUUGUUUCAAUCAAAGGCAGAAUUCUGAAAUGAUUUUUCAGAUUCCUUCCUGAAAUUCAAGUGGAAGUGUGUAUCCCUGCUGAACAGGACGUACUGUACGUGGAUUAUAGUCAACUUUAGUUUGUAGUUAACCGUGGCUCAUCUG
This is a messenger RNA of Pseudopodoces humilis (Tibetan ground-tit), 4587 nucleotides long. The record is from RefSeq and is a predicted model, not a curated record. NCBI's taxonomy places the organism in Eukaryota, Metazoa, Chordata, Aves, Passeriformes, Paridae.